AUGCCCAAAAACCCUCUACACUCCCAAUUCACAACUCUCUCAAUCCUAAUUAUUAUCCUCCCACUAAUUGCUUUCUCCCAACCCAAUUCACCAAAUCCUACACCACUCUCCACAAUUUGCAAAUCUACCCCUUAUCCUUCUUUCUGCAACACCAUUCUAUCCGACUCGAACUCCUCGGCAAACAUAUACGACUAUGGCCGGUUUUCCAUCCACAAAUCCCUCACUUCAGCGCGUAAUUUCCUGUCCCUCAUCCAAAAGUACCUCCAGGAGUCGAAAACCCUAACUGUCCCAGUUGUCCGAGCUUUACAGGACUGCGAAUUCCUCGCGCAGUGCAACUUGGACUACCUAACAAGCUCGUCCCAAAUUCUUGACCGAAACUCCCAAACGCUCCCCGAUCUCGAAGCCGACGAUGUCCAAACCCUACUGAGCGCGAUACUAACGAAUAUCGAAACGUGCACAGACAGCCUCCAGUCGACAGCCUCCGCAUGGAGCGUCACGGACAACGUUCUAACACUGUUGUAUAACGACACGCGUCUUUACAGCGUGUCGUUGGCUUUGUUCACUCAAGGUUGGGUUUCGAAGGGUAAAACAAAAAAGCCCGUUUUCACCGGUUUCGAAAGGAAACGACUGAAAUCGGUCGACGGGCGAUUCAAUCUGCGAAUGCACGGGAAGACUCUCGAAAUCUACCGGAAUGUGAGCCACCGGAGGCUGUUACAGUCGGGUGGCGACAGUAACAAUCAAGUUCAAGUUAGUAACAUCGUGAUCGUUAGCAAAGAUGGGACUGGGAACUUUAGCACGAUUAACGAUGCGGUGAGGGCAGCCCCGACUAAUGCGAACGGGACAAAUGGGUAUUUUCUUAUAUACAUAAAAGGUGGCGUGUAUGAGGAAUAUGUGUCCAUUGCUAGUAACAAGAAGUACUUGAUGAUGCUUGGUGAUGGAAUUAAUCAGACGAUUAUUACCGGGAAUCAUAGUGUUGGGGAUGGAUGGACCACUUUCAAUUCUGCAACUUUUGCCGUGGUGGCCCCUAACUUCAUCGCCGCCGACAUUACCUUCCGCAACACGGCGGGCCCGGCCAAAUCCCAGGCGGUGGCCGUACGCAACGGCGCCGACCUCUCCGCCUUCUAUUACUGCAGCUUCGAGGCUUACCAGGACACCCUCUACGCCCACUCCCUCCGCCAAUUCUACCGCGAUUGCACCAUCUCCGGCACCGUCGACUUCGUCUUCGGCAACGCAGCCGCCGUCCUCCAAAGCUGCAACAUUCUCCCGCGCCUCCCUUUGCCCGGCCAGUUCAACCCCAUCACCGCCCAGGGCCGAACCGACCCCAACCAGAACACCGGAACCUCCGUCCACGGCUGCAACAUCACCGCCGCACCAGACCUCGCCGCCAGCAACGCCACCGUCCGGACCUACCUCGGCCGGCCGUGGAAGCAAUACUCAAGGGUCGUGUACAUGGAGUCGUUCAUGGGGAGCUUGAUAGACCCGGCCGGGUGGAGAGCGUGGUCCGGGGAUUUCGCGCUUAACACCUCGUACUACGCCGAGUUUAACAACACGGGGCCCGGGUCGAACACGAGCGCCCGGGUUACGUGGCCCGGGUUUCACGUGAUUGACCGGACGACGGCGGAGAAUUUUACCGUGUCGUCAUUUUUGCUCGGUGAUUAUUGGCUGCCGCAGACCGGAGUGCCUUAUAUCGGAGGACUGUUUUCGACGUAA
Striga hermonthica is the source of this 1710-nucleotide messenger RNA. NCBI's taxonomy places the organism in Eukaryota, Viridiplantae, Streptophyta, Magnoliopsida, Lamiales, Orobanchaceae. The record is from the annotation of a GenBank genome assembly.